Messenger RNA from Anopheles maculipalpis, 867 nucleotides. Its product is annotated as integumentary mucin A.1-like. NCBI's taxonomy places the organism in Eukaryota, Metazoa, Arthropoda, Insecta, Diptera, Culicidae. The transcript is spliced from 3 exons. The coding region runs from base 1 to 867 and encodes 288 amino acids. The record is from RefSeq and is a predicted model, not a curated record.
AUGGCUAGAAUCGUCACAAUAGGAAUUGUAAUAGUGCUAUGUCUAGGAACAGUGCACUCUCAAUUGGUUUGCUAUCAGUGCGAUGAUUGUGAGCUUCAGCAAGAAAUCCCAGUCGUUUGCGGAGACAUUGACUUCACCACCACAAGUCCACCGGACACAACCUGCCCGACCUGUGCUCCGGAACCAACGCUUCCUACUACGCCCGAAUGGACAACUUCCACUCCCGACACUACCUGUCCCACCUGUGAACCAACAAUCCCCACAACUCCCAUCCCAACAACUUCCACACCCGAAACAACAUGUCCCACGUGCGCUCCAACCCUUCCCACCACACCCAUACCGACCACGUCAACUCCCAUCCCGACGACGGCAACACCUGAGACCACGUGUCCUACCUGUGCACCAACACUGCCAACCUCUCCCAUACCAACCACAUCCACCCCGGUCGAAACUUCCACCCCAGACACAACCUGUCCGACGUGUGCUCCUACCCUGCCCACCACACCACAGCUUACCACCUCGACACCGUUGGCAACCACGACGCUGCCACCUCCAACCUUACCGAACUGUCCCGCCGGAUGUUGUCCUUGCUUUGGAGCACGCUCCACGUCCAUCUUUACGAUGGCAGCACGUGCCUCUAAGAAUGCGCUGAUGGAUGAGCUCGAAGAGGACAUCCGUUCACCGCGUCAGCUUCCACUUCCGAUCUACGUGUGCUACACCACGGAACGAUUUGUGAGCAAUCGUCGCGUGAUCAGUCGCGGUUGUACGAAGCGACAGCAGUCACUAACCGACACCUGCACCCAGCUCAACGGUGGACAAACGUACGAGCAGUGUUCACUCUGCUCGUGGCAGCUGUGCAACCGAUAG